This is a messenger RNA of Phymastichus coffea, 3352 nucleotides long. RefSeq lists its product as uncharacterized. Bases 213 to 929 code for a protein of 238 amino acids. Gene Ontology annotation, cellular component: cytosol. Gene Ontology annotation, biological process: regulation of lipid biosynthetic process. The record is from RefSeq and is a predicted model, not a curated record. The transcript has 3 exons. Lineage: Eukaryota; Metazoa; Arthropoda; Insecta; Hymenoptera; Eulophidae.
GCGCGUUUAGCUCAGUCACAGUCAGUCGUCCGUUGAGAAUCGAGUGUGAAUGAGCUUCAUUUGUCUCUUUCUUUCUCUAUCAGUCGCAAGAGUCAGUGACACAUACACACACGUCGCUUCAUCGUCGUCAUUGUCGUAGUCCUCGCACUACUCUAUUUCAUCAGUGUAAAGGCAGUGUUCCUGCAGUGGACUGUGCAAAUCACACUUCAAAGAUGUCGAUCGUGGGUUACGGCACUGAGAUGAAUAACGGCAACAGCACCACAGCCGAGAACAACAGAUGCAGCCUGCGCAGGAUCGCAAGGCACGAGGAGCCGGAAUUCAGCAAUGCCAGCAUCCUCAACAGCAUGGAGAGGUUCGUUCGCACAGUUAACGAGAUGGAAGAGACGAUAUUGGUGCCGAGUCGUUUGUUGGAUUUAGCCGUUGGCGAUGCAUCAGACACAAUCUGCCAAAAAGAAUGCAGAAACGGCUCGUCCACCAUCAAAAGCAACCUCAACAACACCGAUCUCUACCGACUUUAUAAUAUUGUCAACCAAAUGAAAAUCGAACUGCUCUGGUCGCAGGAGAAUCCUGCUCAGAACCUCGCUGACGAGCAACAGGAGCAAGAAGCUCAGCGCAACAAGGCGCAAGUUGCCGCAAUGGAGCACGCUCGUCUAGGCCACGCGAGGUGUCCAUCAACCACAUCGAUGCAAAGUGUUCAGUCAGCAUCGUCGAUGGUAUCGAGUAGUUCGGCAAGCGAUUCGGACUCGGACACAGGCAUCGAGAAUGAUUCUGGCUUAGAAAGCGAAGAGCCAAGUGAUCGACUCGCCAAUCUUGCUGCUGAGCAGUUCAGGCGUCAUCUUCAUGGACUCCAUCGUAGCAUCAACCGCAUGACUGAGGCUGCGGAAUACCUGACUCUCAGAUAUCAAGCUGACGUCGGUGGUCAAGUUUGAUCUGCCGGUUCUACUACCAAAAUCAGCUCUGCUGCUCUCUAGUACGCUCGCGCGUGUGUGCCUGUAAAUCUCGUUUGUGUGUGCAUGUGCGUAUGCGUAUGCGUGUGUAUAUGUGUAUGUGCAUGUGCAUGUCCGUGUGCGUAUGUAUGUGUGUGUACGCGUGUGUGCUUGCAUCUGCGUCUGAUCUGCGGAGAAGAGUAGGUCACUAUUUUUACAAUUACCGAUUGUGCUUUUUAAAAUUCUCGAUUGGCUAAGCUUGUCGCCGUUGUCUAUUUCUUUGUUUAUUUCUUAUUGAUGAUUACUAUUUAUUUCUUAUAGUUUGUAUCGGCAAUCAGAUUUCCACGUAUGAAUUGUUAUAUCUUGCAUUUUCAAGUUUACAUCAAUCAAUUUCUCAGUUUUACAUUGCUUUGUUUCUUCUAUUCAUUUGCAUUUCUUUUACACUUUUUAUUAGCCUUACACGACCUUUGAAGAUACUAGGAGAAUGCCUGAUAACGUUUUGUUUGUGUCGAUACUUCGCUGGUGGUAAUCAUUCGUAGUUCUGCAAGUGGGGGAGAGGGCAAAAAUAUUACGUUCACGAGAAUCUUUCGCAAGCUAUUCAAUGAUAAACACAAAACAAGCUGAUUGAUUUAUCUUGAACGAGAAUGAGAGUCUCGUGCAAUGCAGCGAUUAAAUUGCGAAGCGAUAUUGCAAAAAAAGAAAAUGCAUGCAAUGUUUUAAAACAGCUACGUUGUGUAGAGAUAUGGAACUCAUAUUUUUUCUUUUUGUUUUAGGAAUGUGAAACACUUAUCUGCGAUAAAACUAUUAAGAUGCACGUAUAUGUAUGCGUGAGUAUUUUGUAAGUUGUAUGUUUUAGUAUGCGUGAUUGGUACACACGAGCGAAAGAAAUGAUGAAAUAAAUUUUUGCGAGCAAACAGAAAAGAGAGAAGAAUUGAAAAUUAUAAUUUUUAAGCGGUGUUUUGAUCUUGUUAUUGCGACGCGGGUAAACGUAUGUGUAAAUAGUAAUUAAAUGAGAAUUUCUUUAUUUUUUCUUUCGGUAAAAAACAGUUGAAAAACUUAGAAAACAUGGCAAUGGAUAGGUAGCGAUCAACUAGACGUUAGCUUUUUAUUCCGAGUAUUUUUUUCGUUUUUCCUUUUCUUUGCCUUAAAUUCAUAGUAAGUAAGUGAGAGAGUUAUACGUGAAAAAUCUUUGUUUUCUUUUGGGAAAAACUUAUGCAUAAAAAGGGAAAUCCGAUCGUUGGAUUUAAAUCAAAUUCCUCGUAGGAAUAAUUACUAAUUCGGGAAUUUAAUGUUUUGUACAUAAAAUUAGUUUCCGAUAUUAUUUAUUUUCCUUUUUUUCCCUCCGUUAUUUUCUACUAUAUUUACAAAUGUAAUUUAUAUAUAAAGCCAAGAUAGAACAUUCUGCUAUGCGAAUUUGCGUGUGUCGUAAUCUUUUGUAUGAAAAUAGAACAUCAAAUAAAGACGUUUGAAAUACCCUUAAAUGACAUUCAUGAUGUCGUUAGUUACGAUUGAAUACUCCAAACUUUUUUGUAUUGAAUCUAAAUUGGAAAAUGAAAAUCGUUCUGUAACAAAUAAUCUUGAAUAGCCAAUCGAAAAGACAAGAAAAAGAUUACAUCACAGGCGAAACCAAAUAUAAUGGAAACAAAACUUGGACUUAGCAUUCAAGCUUGGUAUUACGAGAGCGCAAAUUUUCAUACAUAAUUUUGUCUGUAUAUAAUUUGUAAAUAAGCCAGAGGUUCACUAUGGAAUUGUAGCUAAUUUUUGAGAACCUUUUUGCCUUUUGAGAAGCAGUAGAAGCACAAGGCACAUUUCGCGCCACUGAUAAUUUGAAGAAAAACGUUGUUGAAAAUCUUUCUUUUUUGUAAACUUCAAAAUCUUUACACAAAGUACUGAUUUAACUAUUCAAUUGUGCAUUCGUGCUUGAAACAUAAUCUGUGCUAUGAGUCCUUGUAAAACUUAACUUUUCUACGUAAUUUGUAGAAUUUUAUAUAUAACAUACGUUUUGAUUAUAAAGAGUAUAUUGAUAUAGUACGUUUUAGAAUAAUAAGCAUUCCAUAGAAUGGUGACGCGACAUGUGUUGGGCUACGGUUGAACGAGUUUUACACAUUUUCAGCUGUUAUGACGUUCUUAUAUUUCAAAUAAUGGUAGAUUUUUCAACAUAUUUUCACGAUCAUUUUGAUUGUAGUAAGUAAAUCUAGUCCAAGUCUACUGCAGCUCAAUAAUUAUAACGUAAGUUUCUUUCUUAACUAUUACACGACGUCAAAAAUUAUGAGCGUCCCUAAACUAAUGAUUAAUAAAUAAAAUACAUCGUACAUCACUUGAAAUUAUUUGCCUGAGCGAUGGCAUUUUAUAAGCCGCAACAUAAUACAAAAAAGUGAUAUACACUGGUGUCACGUCAAAUGUACAACCUGAUAAUAGUGAUAAAU